Molecule: messenger RNA, 258 nt
Organism: Meloidogyne enterolobii
Lineage: Eukaryota; Metazoa; Nematoda; Chromadorea; Rhabditida; Meloidogynidae
Source: the annotation of a GenBank genome assembly
AUGACUUCAACUUCUUCCUUUGCCGUUGAUAUUUGUAAAUUACCGGAAGUGGUUAGAGAAAAAUUGGCUCAACUUGAUUUGGAAUUAACUGAAGGCGAUAUAACAGAGAAGGGCUAUGAAAAGAAGAGACAACAAUUAAUUGAACCUUUUUUAAAGAAGACGGUGAAAAAAGAAUCUAAUAAGAAAGACGAUAAAGUUCAAAAGCAGAGACGCCGGACAACUCGAACAGAGACGCGUUACCAUUCGGGUAUUUUUUAG